AUGAGUGAAGACCGGAGUACAAGUAUAGAAAGUGUACAUUCUCUUGAAGAAGAUGAAAUAACUCAAACAAGAAUGAAAUCACAGUGUCAUCAAGACAAAGAGACUGGUAUCGCUAAAAAUGGGAGUUUCAAAGAAUUAGCUCACACGGAUUCUGCUUCUGCAACAUCGGAUAGUGACAUAGAUCAAGAUGAUAAACCUCAUAUGGACUAUCCGGAUGGCGGCCUUAAGGCCAAUACAAUAGUUUUAGCAUGCUGGAUCGGGUUUGUGUCCAACUUUGGGCUUAUAAACUCGACUGGUGCAAUAGAGUCACGCGUACAGCAAUAUAUUCUAACGGAAAAUACGGCGACAGAGAUUUCAUGGAUAUUUUCGAUAUUCUCUUUUGUGGCCUUCGGCUGUAAUCUUAUAUCUGGUCGUUUGUUUGACAAAUACGGUGCUAAAACCAUUUCCAUAAUAGGGAGUAUUCUUCUGGUCGGCGGAUUGUUUGCCACUGCAAACUGUCGCACAUUGGUCGAGUUCAUACUUGGAUUUGGAAUAUGCUGUGGUGUGGGAUGUGCAUUAUUGAUGGCUCCAAAUGUUAGCGUUAUAGGACAUUAUUUUGACAAACAUCGUGGAAUUGCGAUGGGUAUUGCGAUGUCCGGAGCAUCGGUUGGUGGAAUUGUCUGGCCAUUGCUAUGCCUUGGACUCUAUGACAAAGUUGGCUAUACGUGGACGAUUAGGAUUUUGGCAUUUGCCAUGCUGCUUCUCUUGGGAAUAUACUGCAUUCUUAUUGAUGAUCGCAGAAAAGAGGUGGCACAAUACAGUACAGAGUUGAAGGCACAGAGAUUAAGAGAGCGGGAGAAAUUAGGCAUCUGCGAAGUGUCAUUUUCACGGAAAAUAGCCAAUAAAAUGUUUCUUACACGGAAAUUACUCAGUACUGCUCAUAAAAUACAAGAUGCCGUUGACUUCUCUAUGCUCAGGGACCUCACAUAUGAUUUUUUAGUUCUUGGAGUUUUUCUAAACGAGUUUUCCCUUCUUUUAGUGUUUACCUACAUUCCGACAUAUGCCAUUAGCGAGAACUUUUCACAGUCAACCGGAUUACUAGCGUUGAUCAUUGUUAAUGCCACUGGUGUCGUCGGUAGAUACGUACCUUCCUACAUCGCUGAUAAAUAUGGUAACUUCAACAUUAUAACAGUUUCAUCUUUUUUUAUGUCUUGUUUUAUUUUUGUUCUUUGGGUUCCAUUCGGAAACUAUUAUGGCUGCUUUAUGACAUUUGCUGGACUUUUUGGCGUUGCCUGUGCAUCGACUUUAGUUUUGACACCACUUUGCACUUCAGAAAUAAGCGAGCCACAGAAUUACGGUAAAGCAUAUGGUACAUGCUAUUUCUUUUGCGCUUUUGGAAAUCUUAUAUCUCUUCCAAUUGGAAUGGCCUUAACCGGAUCCAAUGGUAACUAUCAAAACAUGGCAAUCUUUAGUGGUGUUACAUCGGCCAUCGGAACUAUCGCUUUCGCUUCAGCCAGAUACAGAUUAGGAGGAUUUAAACUUGUUGCUGUCUAG
Molecule: messenger RNA, 1533 nt
Organism: Brettanomyces bruxellensis
Lineage: Eukaryota; Fungi; Ascomycota; Pichiomycetes; Pichiales; Pichiaceae
Exons: 1
Coding region: 1-1533 (510 amino acids)
Biological process (GO): transmembrane transport
Cellular component (GO): fungal-type vacuole membrane
Molecular function (GO): transmembrane transporter activity
Source: RefSeq, a predicted model, not a curated record